Messenger RNA from Parascedosporium putredinis, 1950 nucleotides. Lineage: Eukaryota; Fungi; Ascomycota; Sordariomycetes; Microascales; Microascaceae. The record is from the annotation of a GenBank genome assembly.
AUGGCAACAGACAACACGGCAUUUCAGUACGACAGUAUACUCAGGGGCGAGUUCUUUCAAGAUAUCGCCGAGGAUGUGGCCGACGAAGUCGAUGGCGAUGGCGAUGGCGAUGGCGAUGACGAUGACGACGCCGAUGCCGAUGGCGAGGACGACGUUGAUGACCAUGCCGGGACGCCGCCAGUUAGCCCCCGGCCCAAAAGAGCUUCAGCUCAACCCCAACCUGAUAAAACAGAGGCUUCUGACUGGAUCCCAGAACUGAAAAAGGUCGUGCAGCUGACGGGAGAUGACGGGUACACACAUAUCAUCGGGUUAGAGAGCUAUACCCCAGCUGCGCGCCCGAGCCGCAAGGAUAACGAGGACGAGAAGCAGCCAUUUGAAGAAUACGCGGUUCUUUUGAAGGCAGUUAUCGAAAGGUACGAGAAGCGCGCCAGGUUCCAGCUUGAGCUCCAGUCGGAAGGCAAGCUCAAGGCCCUCUCCCUGGCCCCGGAGACCGACGAGAGCACGCGCAAGGCCCUUGGUCUAUUGGUAGAUUUUAUUCACUCGCCAAUGGGCCAUCAAAGACUCAUCGAUGCCUACAACGAGCUUCCAGUCCUGUUCCAAGACUCGGCCGAGAAGGAAUCCAAUGGAAUGGGAUGCAUUCUCGAGUCUGUCGAGUUCGAGGAGAAGGAGGAUGAAAAGCCAACCUGGAACUUGAACUUUUAUGCGGUUACCACGAUGGGAACCGGUUUCACGUCAAACGCGACAUACACGCCGUGGAAUACUUUCCUGGAAUGCUUUCUCCACUACAAGGGCCCCGCGUCUCUGACGGUGGGAGACUGUGAGCGGAGGCUGGUGGAUCUAGACUCCGCAUUCGAGGUUGACGAGCGUGUAAUCAUCGACCGCAAAUCUGAGACACAGUUCAGCAAAAUCGACGACAACCUGGGCGUAACCGUAGGGUCUUGUUUCGCCGACUAUCUCAGGACGGGGGACGCCACUUUCCAAGAGGAGUGGAUGGUCGAUCCCAAGAGCUACGUCAAGGCGGACGACCCGGAUCUCUCGGACGAUGAUUAUUUCAUGUGCCGUAACAACAUCGUCGGCUUCGUGGUGGGCCAGAAAGUCUGGGUACAAUAUAUACGGACGUCUUCCUUGACCGAGAUUGAAUGGGGGCGCGACCCAUUUAGGUCGCUUCAGCUUGGAGAGGAAAGGAAACGACUUGUUCACCGCCUCGUUACGGGAUUCGCCAACGAUAAAACAGAUGCGUACGACGAUGUCGUCGCUGGGAAGGGCAAGGGCCUGAUCUUCUUACUCCACGGUCCCCCUGGACUAGGAAAAACUCUGACAGCAGAAAGCGUGGCGGAAAGUGCAAAGCGACCCCUAUACCGCAUCACAACCGGCGAGCUCAGCACCGAAGUGCAAACGCUGGAGAGUCAGCUGACAGACAUCUUCAAAAUCGGAGCUCGAUGGAAAGCCGUAGUCCUUUUAGACGAGGCAGAUGUUCUCAUGAGCCGAAGGACGGUUGAGGACCUUCGCCGUAACUCGAUUGUGGCUGUUUUCUUACGCCUUCUUGAAUACUACAAGGGUUUGUUGUUCCUUACCACAAACCGACACGAUGACUUCGACGAAGCGUUUUGGAGUCGAAUUCACGUCACUAUACAAUACAAGGAACUCACCGCGGCUUGGAAAACAAAUAUUUGGCGUGAGCAUAUACAGCGUGCCUGCAUGAACAACUCGAAGGAGAAUCUCUGGACGGAGGAGAUGUUCCAGGUGUUGGGAGAGCUGGCGAGCAACGGUAGGGACAUCAAAAACUACGCGCGCACAGCGUACGCGUUUGCUCGCGCCGAAGACGAGGAUGUCAUCUUAGAUCACAUUUUGAUCGUCCUUCGGAACAACCUUCACGAAAGAAUUCUUAAUGCGCAUGUAGACGUCUUCUCCAAGCUGGAUCUGCUCACCAAAAAGAAGCUCCGGCAAUAG